CAUACAUAUUGCUAAUAUCAACGGCGCGUCACAAUGCCACAACGCGGCGUCUCACCGACCCCUUCAGAUGGAGAGAUUGAUAUUUUUGGGUCACUAUACCCCGGCGACGGCGAAAACGAGAAUGGCGGCAACGAUGGCAGCGCGGACUUCGACUUCGACGGCUUGUUAAACGGCCCAGAGCCCGGCAACGAUGACAACGAUGAGGCCUUCAUUGCCCUUCAACAGGCAGCUUCUUUUCGCAAAGCAUCCAAUCUGAAGGGCAGAACAGUCAAGAAGGGUGGAGGUUUCCAGGCAAUGGGUCUGAACAGCAACCUCUUAAAGGCCAUCACACGGAAAGGUUUCUCGGUCCCAACUCCGAUCCAACGUAAAGCCAUUCCUUUGAUUCUCGACAGAAAAGAUUUGGUAGGCAUGGCUAGGACAGGUUCCGGAAAGACAGCAGCCUUCGUUAUUCCUAUGAUCGAGCGAUUGCGCGCACAUAGCGCCAGGUUCGGAACACGAGCGCUUAUCCUUUCACCCUCUCGAGAACUUGCGAUCCAGACUUUGAAGGUUGUGAAGGAAUUCAGCAGAGGGACCGACUUGAAGUGUGUUUUACUUGUUGGUGGUGAUAGUCUGGAGGAGCAGUUCGGGUCUAUGGCUGCCAAUCCCGAUAUUGUGAUCGCAACACCUGGACGAUUCCUUCACUUGAAGGUUGAAAUGUCUUUGGACCUUUCUUCUAUUAAAUAUGUGGUUUUCGAUGAAGCUGAUCGUCUGUUUGAAAUGGGUUUUGCGGCACAACUGACAGAGAUUCUUCAUGCACUUCCCCCUUCAAGGCAAAGUUUGCUCUUCUCUGCGACAUUACCUGCCUCUUUGGUUGAAUUCGCGCGCGCCGGUCUACAAGAUCCAAGUCUUGUGCGACUUGAUGCCGAGACGAAGGUCUCUCCUGAUCUAGAGAGUGCUUUCUUCUCUGUCAAAGGUGCCGAAAAGGAGGGGUCUUUGUUGCAUAUACUCCACGACGUUAUCAAGAUGCCAGUUGGAGCCCCAAUGAACCCAGAGGAUUCCGAAAAAGGGUCCAAGAAGCGAAAACGGGGUGCAGAUGGUUCAAGCGGCAAACCCACAGAACAUUCCACGAUCAUCUUUACAGCAACCAAGCAUCACGUCGAGUACCUCGCCAACUUACUGAUUUAUGCCGGUUUCGCUGUUUCUUAUGUCUACGGAUCCCUUGAUCAGACUGCGCGAAGAAUCCAGGUCGAAGAUUUUCGAAGAGGCAAGACAAACAUUCUAGUCGUUACUGAUGUUGCUGCACGUGGUAUCGAUAUUCCAGUUCUUGCCAAUGUCAUCAACUUCGACUUCCCUCCUCAGCCCAAGGUUUUUGUUCAUCGAGUUGGUCGUACUGCUCGAGCAGGCCAACGUGGUUGGAGUUACAGUCUUGUAAGAGAUACUGAUGCUCCUUAUCUUCUUGACCUUCAGUUGUUCCUUGGUAAGAAGCUUGUUAUUGGCCAGGAGACCAAGAACCCAUCAUUUGCUGAUGAUGUGGUUGUUGGCGCAUUAAAACGAGAUCCUGUGGAAGCUCAGGUAGAAUGGUUCAACAAAGCUUUGUACGAAAGUGAGGACAUCUCAGCGCUACGAGGAGUUGCUAUCAAGGCAGAGAAGCUCUACUUGAGAACAAGGAACUCGGCAGCUAGUCAAAGUGCGAAGCGAUCGAAAGAGCUGGUCGGAAGUGAGGGUUGGACACAACUUCAUGCACUCUUUGGGGAAGAUGUUGACGGAGCUGAACAAGCGCGAGCCAAUAUGUUGGCUAGAAUCAGUGGUUUCAGACCUCAGGAGACUAUCUUUGAGAUUGGCGGUCGCCGAGACAAGGGAACGACUGAAGCUGCCGAAGUAAUGAAGCAAUUGCGAAAGAGAAUUACGCCACGAAGACAAACGGAGAAGAAGGAUGAGGACGAGUUCGACGGCAUUGAUGACGAUGUGCCAGCUGGUGCCGAGGGAGACGCCGUGUCUGAUGAAGAUGAAGACCAGAUGGAGGUCGACGAGGCCCCUGAGGAGUCGGAUGAUGGCUUGGAGGUCACCGUAUCCAACACCAACUCAAAGAAGGGACAGACAGAUUGGCGAGACUCAGAAGUGUUCAUGUCUUACACGCCUCGAACAUUCAACGCCGCCGAGGAACGUGGCUACGGCGUGUCAUCUGGUGGCCAGGACUCUUCCAACUUUGUGGAGGCUGCUCGCGGCGUGACCAUGGACCUUACAAAUGAUGAGAACGCCAAGAGCUUCGGUGAGCCAACUCGCUCAAAGAUGCGUUGGGACAAGAAGUCCAAGAAGUAUGUGUCCCGAGAGAACGACGACGACGGAUCCAAGGGUGCCAAGAUGAUCCGUGGCGAGAGUGGUGUCAAGAUUGCAGCCAGCUUCCAAAGUGGCCGCUUCGACAAGUGGAAGCGUGCCAACCGUCUCGGCAAACUCCCUCACGUCGGCGAGGCAGAGCGUCCUGGCGGUGGUGCGAACCAUGUCGCCCACAUUCCCUCUGGUGUCCGCUACAAGCACAAGCAAGAGAGGGCACCAAAGGAGGCAGACAAGUACCGCGACGACUUCGAGGUUCGCAAGAAGCGUGUCGACGAGGCGAGAGAGAAGCGCGUGGGUCGUUUCCGCGAUGGCAUGGGAAGCAAGAAGGAACUCAAGGGCAGGGACGAUAUCCGCAAGGCGAGACAGGAGAAGGAGAAGAAGAGGCUCAAGAACGCUCGACCUACCAGGAAGAAGUGAUUUGUCGAUUAGAGUGGCAUCUACGCAUGGCGUUUGGUCGAUUUAUAGAAAAGAUAAUGCGACUUGUUUCAUUGAGAAUUCUUACCCCUGAACAUUAUAUGCGAUGUUGGUUGGUUCAGUCACCCACUCCGCUCUCCAUAUCAGCCAAACAUGCAUUUCAUAUUGCAAAUUUCACUGUUUGUUUUCCCAUAGAACCAGCACUGUCCCUCUACAAGUUUUUUGAAGUGACCAGAAUAUCAGUGGACAGGACACAUACAGAUUUGCAUACCCUAGGGACACAGGGACAUUACACAAGACGCUCGGUGGACCUCAAAACAGAUGACGAUUUAGCACCUAGCUGUAUGAAUAGAUAAACAAUGCGAG
Molecule: messenger RNA, 3093 nt
Organism: Fusarium redolens
Lineage: Eukaryota; Fungi; Ascomycota; Sordariomycetes; Hypocreales; Nectriaceae
Product: P-loop containing nucleoside triphosphate hydrolase protein
Exons: 2
Coding region: 34-2730 (898 amino acids)
Cellular component (GO): nucleus
Molecular function (GO): RNA helicase activity; RNA binding; ATP binding
Source: RefSeq, a predicted model, not a curated record